Lontra canadensis (Northern American river otter) is the source of this 4559-nucleotide messenger RNA. It is a transcript of the gene ZSCAN29, whose product is annotated as zinc finger and SCAN domain containing 29. The record is from RefSeq and is a predicted model, not a curated record. Gene Ontology annotation, biological process: regulation of transcription by RNA polymerase II. Lineage: Eukaryota; Metazoa; Chordata; Mammalia; Carnivora; Mustelidae. The transcript has 5 exons. Bases 1061 to 3526 code for a protein of 821 amino acids. Gene Ontology annotation, molecular function: RNA polymerase II cis-regulatory region sequence-specific DNA binding; DNA-binding transcription factor activity, RNA polymerase II-specific.
CUGGCCCGGGGGCAGAGAUGCGAGUGGGUUGAGGGGCAGCCCCGAGAAGGAGACGCUACCUGGGGUGGCCGGAGGGUGCUCUCAGGGCGCCUUAGCUCGGUCGGAGGCCUCUGGAGGGACCGCACGACGGCUCCGAGAGUGACCUGGCCGGAGGGACCGAAGACAAAGAGGCCGGAAUCCCGCACCCGCCGCUCCUAGAGUCGAGUCCCGCUCCCGCGAACCCCGCAGCACCCGGAGCCCCUGGCCAGCAACCGAACUCGUCCUCAGGAGACCCAUUACUACUGCCCCCUCGGACUCCCUCUCUCCACCAACUCUGUGACUCCCCACGCCCACCGGCCCUCGCUUCAGGAACCCAAACCAAUCCUCCUAGUGUGCGAGGUUUCCCGUCAGUAGUUCCCGAGUAGUUGCUGAGCGGUUACUUAGGCUGUGAGGGAAAACAAAGACCCAGUAUUCAGUACUUGAUUUUUGUCCCGGGUGGGAAUUGGUAGUUGUGUAGUCUGAGGAGGCGGGGAGGAUGUAAAGGGUCCCCGGAAGGACUGCGGAGGUACUGGGGGAGAUCGGCUGCCACCCGCUGGACAGAGGCUUUUUGUUGCCUUCAGCAAGAGGGUGACUUGCCUUUAGAUUCUCGCCAGCUCCAGGUUUCCCAUAUGGUUCGAACUCACUAUGCAACAUUGGUCAGGGGAGUUGACUGGGAUCAGGUUUGGGAGGAGGUGGAAGAAGGGCAGACAAUACUUUAUACUUUGCUGCUUCCCCAGGCUGCCUUGAAAGUCGCCCAGAAAUGGUAGCUUUUGAAAGGUCUCCAUGCUGUUUGGCUUGCUGUCCUAAAGUUGGUGCUACCUCACAUGGCCGCGUGGUGUAUAUGGGAAGUCAAACCAACCCUUGGCAAGACUUUAGACAUAUGAGUGAGUGUAUUUCUUCUGAUAGUGCCAUCUCUCUCUACCCUAGGAGGAAACUCUUCUUACAGUUGAGAGACUCAUCUGCAGGUGAUUCUCCAAGGACAUGGGAAAAUAGGUGUAAGCCCUCCAACCCUUAAGUGGAGGGAAGCUGCUUUCUGCUGUGAAUGAUGGCCAAACCCAUUCUGAGAGGGAAUGGCACUAACUCUGAGACGUUCCGACAGCGCUUCAGGAGAUUUCACUACCAGGAGGUAGCUGGGCCCCGGGAGGCUUUCAGCCAACUCUGGGAACUUUGCUGUCGUUGGCUAAGGCCGGAGGUGCGCACCAAGGAGCAGAUUGUAGAAUUGUUGGUGCUAGAGCAGUUCCUGACCAUCUUACCUGGGGAGAUCCAGAAUUGGGUACAGGAGCAAUGUCCAGAAAGUGGAGAGGAGGCAGUGGCUCUGGUGGAAGAUUUAGAAAGAGAGCCUGGAAGACCUGGACGUUCGGAGUCAGUGGAACCCCAGCCCAGGGGUGUAACCAAGAAAGAGAGGGCAAGGAGCCCAGACCUGGGACCACAGGAGCAGAUGAACCCAAAGGAGAAGCUCAGACCUUUUCAAAGGAGCGGAUUUCCAUUUCCUAAAUCCGGUGUGGUCUCCAGGUUGGAGCAAGGAGAGCUCCCUGAUCUGGGCUCCAAGGAGAAGGAACUCUCAAGAGGCAGUCACACAGGAGAAAGACAAAUGCAUGCUGAUCUGUUAUCACCCAAGAGAGAGAGAAGAAGCUGGGUGGACCAGGAUCACUGGGGCUUUGAGGAUGAGAAGGUAGCAGGUGUGCACUGGGGCUAUGAAGAGACCAGAACCCUCCUUGCAAUUCUCAGUCAGACUGAGUUUUACGAGGCUCUCCGAAACUGUCACCGAAACAGCCAAGUGUAUGGGGCUGUGGCUGAGCGGCUCCGGGAGUAUGGCUUCCUUCGGACAUUGGAACAGUGUCGGACCAAGUUCAAAGGUCUCCAGAAGAGCUAUAGGAAAGUCAAGAGUGGUCACCCACCUGAAACCUGCCCCUUCUUUGAAGAGAUGGAGGCCCUGAUGAGUGCCCAAGUCAUUGCAUUGCCCAGUAAUGGCUUGGAAGAGGCAGCCUCUCACUCUGGCCUGGUGGGCAGUGAUGUUGAGACAGAGGAGCCAGGGCAAGAGGGCUGGCAGCAUGAGGAAGCAGAAGAGGUUGUGGCUGAAGAGUCGGACAGUGAUGAAAUGGGCCAGGAGGCCACCCCCCAAGACCCCGACAACUCAACUGCACCUGUUCUUUUUCGAAGCCCCAGUGGUGUACACUGGGGCUAUGAAGAGACAAAGACUUACCUUGCAAUUCUUAGUGAGACUCAGUUCUACGAAACCCUCCGGAACUGUCACCGCAACAGCCAGCUGUAUGGAGCAGUGGCUGAGCGGUUAUGGGAAUAUGGAUUCUUAAGGACACCAGAGCAGUGUCGGACCAAGUUUAAAAGCCUACAGACCAGCUAUCGGAAAGUCAAGAAUGGCCAAGCACCAGAGACCUGUCCCUUCUUUGAAGAGAUGGAUGCUUUGGUGAGUGCCAGGGUUGUUGCCCCACCCAGUGACAGCCAGGAAGAAGAGACAGCCUCUUGCCCCAUCCAGACCACCAGUGAGACCAAAGCUGAGAAACAAGCUGAGGCUGCAGAAGAGACCAUAGAAGAAGAUUCUGAGGAUGAUGAAGAGGAUACUGAGGUACCCCUGGGGGUUGUCAUGACCCGUGCUCCAGUCUUAUUCCAGAGCCCCAGUGGUUUUGAGGCUGGAUUUGAUAAUGAAGAGAAUCUAAAACGAGAUAUUUCUGAGGAAGUACAACUACAUAGAACAUUACUUGCAAGGUCUGAAAGGAAACUGUCCCGGCAUCUUACUCAGGGUAAAGGUGGUAAGAGUGAAUGUAGAUCAGGACAACAGUGGGAAACGACCCCAGGGGAGAGAAGAGGAAAACCAACACUCCCAGAGAGGAGCUUAGGUAAAGUUCUAAAUCAUCAGAGACCUUACUUGGGAGAGAGACCCUGUAAAUAUCUCAGAUACAGCAAAAACUUUGUUCCAAACUCCCACCUCAUGCAUCAGAUAUCUCAUCAAGUGGAAAAUCCAUAUAAAUGUGCUGAUUGUGGAAAAAGCUUCAGUCGGAGCGCACGCCUCAUCAGACACCGCAGAAUCCACACUGGAGAGAAACCUUACAAGUGUCUUGACUGUGGGAAAAGUUUCCGUGACAGUUCAAAUUUCAUCACCCACAGGAGAAUCCACACAGGAGAAAAACCGUAUCAAUGUGGUGAGUGUGGAAAACGCUUCAAUCAGAGCUCGAGCCUUAUAAUUCACCAGAGAACCCACACAGGAGAAAAGCCCUAUCAAUGUGAAGAGUGUGGAAAAAGCUUCAACAAUAGUUCUCAUUUCAGUGCACAUCGGAGGAUACACACAGGAGAGAGACCCCAUGUGUGUCCUGACUGUGGAAAGAGUUUCAGUAAGAGUUCUGACUUACGUGCACACCAUAGGACCCACACAGGAGAGAAACCCUAUGGGUGUCAUGACUGUGGCAAAUGCUUCAGUAAAAGCUCCGCCCUUAAUAAGCACCGAGAGAUCCAUAUGCGAGAAAAACUUCUGUCACAGUCAGCACCUAAGUAAGCCUCUGAGAAUUUAAAGAAAAGAUACAUGCAUUGAAAUUGUUAGGAAAAGUCUUCCAAUAGUAGAUCCAUCUCCUAUUCUCUGCCCAGCUAGCUUAGGAAACACUCUAAGAUUUGCCCCACUUUGUCCUUGUUUUUCCUGGGUCUAUGAAUUCCUAAGGUAGUUAUCUUAAGAAUGAAAGGAAGAUUUCAGUCUCUCUCCUUGCCUUCACUGGAAAUGAGAAAUAACACCUUUACCUCUCAGUGCCUAUGUUGUUUCCUUAAUAGAGAGGAUGUAGUAGUAGAUCCCAUGUAUUUAUUUAUCCUGAUACUCGGCUGCAUUUCAACUGGAAAAACUUACCACAGCAGCAUUUCAGAGAGAGGUGGUGAGACUUAUUCUGAGUGGGUCUAGCUCUUUAUAAAAUAAUGGAAAUGCGAAAAAGUGGCUUUUCUUGUUCAUAUAAGUCUGUGCUCAGAAUGACAUUUGUCAUGCCCACUCUUCAUUUACCUUAAAGGAGAAUUUAAUAUCCAUCUUGGUUCUGACCUAUGAAUCAUCUUGUUAAAAGCCUAGGUGUUCUAUAUGGGGAAACAGUAUAAACCUUAUAUAAAUAUUGAGGUACGAACCCUGGAUUUCUUAAUUUCUUCAAAGCCCUAGAAUAUCUGGAAUAGAAUAAUAUAUUUAGAGCAUUCUAGAUAGAUUUUUUUUUCUUCUAUUCCAUCUAAUAUGAAUUUCAUCUGUCCCUGCUGGUCCAGAAGUACAAAGAGCAAGCCAGCUGGAUAUGUUGAUAUGAGAGAAGGCAUUUAAAGCUGCCAGUAGGGGGCUGUCUGCAUUUCACACACUCCAAACACUUAGUAUAGUGUUACACAGCACCCCAUGGUCACUGAAUACCUGCAUUGAGCAGAAACAACUGCCACAUACCCAUGAAUUAGGAAACAGACCCCUUUGUGCCAACAACUCUUUACCCUAAUGGCAAGGAGGACAGAUUAUCUUUGGUCACUGGAGUUGCCAAUACUUGCACACAUGCACAUAUUCAACUGUAUAGAUCUAAUUUUUU